CCGAGUCGGGGACUCUGGGUGUCCCAGGCCAGCUGCCUGGGGCCGAGUCGGGCGCGCGCGAGGAGCCGGGGGCGGGCAGGCGCGCGGGACGGGGAGGGGGUCGGUCCGCUGCGCUGCUUCUGCUGCAUUGCAGCCUCCUUCCCUCCCCGCCGUCCCUCUCUCUCCCUCCCUCCGCGGCUGGCGCGCUGCACAAUGGCGGCUCCCAGCCCUGGUCCCGGCUCUGGCUCCGGCCCCGGGUCGCAGGCGGCGCAGACGACAGUCAGCAGCAUGCAGGGCUUUCAGAUAAACUUCUGUGAAAAAGCACAAAGUAAGCGCAGAGCACUGAAGCUGAAUUUUGCAAACCCACCUUUCAAAUCCACUGCACGAUUUACUUUGAACCCUGGAGUUCCUUUUCAGAAUCCACACAUUGAUACUCAAGCAACAAUGGGUAGUAAUCACAUUGCCCCCUUCACCUUCAAAAGGAGAGAGGCGGAGAUGAUCGUGAAACUUUCCAGCAGGCUACAAGAAUUAGGUCAACAGUGGAUGAAAAGGAACAGAAACAGCUUUUAAUGGAUCUGGAUGUAGUAAUGCGAAGUAGUGACUGCCCGUAUAUUGUUCAGUUUUAUGGAGCACUCUUCAGAGAGGGUGACUGUUGGAUCUGUAUGGAGCUCAUGUCUACCUCGUUUGAUAAAUUUUACAAAUAUGUAUAUGGUGUAUUAGAUGACGUUAUUCCAGAAGAAAUUCUAGGCAAAAUCACUUUAGCUGUAAGUUUUCUAGAGAGACUGAGAACACACAGCAUUGAAUCAUCAGGAAAAUUGAAGAUUUCCCCUGAACAGCAUUGGGAUUUUACUGCAGAGGACUUGAAAGACCUUGGAGAAAUUGGACGAGGCGCUUAUGGUUCUGUCAACAAAAUGGUCCACAAACCAAGUGGGCAAAUUAUGGCUGUUAAAUGCAAAAGCAGUGGGCACAGCCAGGCACCCUUGCUUAGUGGUAAUCACAAAAAAUUGUACACGGUUGAUCCAAGUCGAGAAGAUUUACUGAAAUUGUCUGUGGCGGUGUUCACUUCCAAUUCAGUGCUCCCCCCUGAACUAUUAGAAGGGCUCAAGGCGGAGGACAAAAGAGCCAAGAACACCUGUCACAAGACUCAUCAGACGGUGGCUUGGGCCAUUAAAACUUCCGCUUCUACAUCCUUUCUGUCCAGGGCAGAUCCUCGCCAAGAUACCAAAUUAAGGCAGGUUGUUAACAAAAUUAUCGCAAUGACAGAAUACACUGCUGAUGCCACCCUGAACGCUGCUAAGUUUGCCUCUAGAUCCCUGACCUCUAAUGUCACCACCAGGCGCCUCUUAUGGGUCAGGCAUUGGAACAUGGAUAUGCUCCCCAAGUGGAAGCUCGCCUCGGCUCCCUUUAAGGGCGGCAAGCUUUUUGGGGAGGCCCUAGAUCCUGUCCUUGUUGACAAAAAGGUCAUAUCUUCAGUCAACAAAAAAUUAGACUGCAAGGGUUCCCAGACUUAUAAGAGGCAGCCCUUUCGGAACUCAGAGCAGCCAUCUACCUCCACUUCUUUCCAACGUCCCUAUUCUCAAGGCAUGGAUAGGUCCCAGGACUGCCAGGCCUUUCAUGACAGAAACCAUCAACAGUCCUUCUCUAAACGUCCCUACCGUGUAGCAUCCAGUUCCAGAUGUUAUAAGCUACCGCUACCAGUACAGGGCUCUGCCAUUCGGCCUGUCCUCGGCACCUCGGACCUUUACAAAGAUCCUAGCUGUGGUGGUGGCCUUCCUGUGAUCUCGCCUGGUAUGACUGCAUUGCUACUGGAUGACGUCCUCAUUAAGUCAUUGUCAUGGCAACAAGUGGUGGAAGACCUGCAGCACACACUGCGAACCCUUCAACAUCACGGGUUCUCCAUCAACAAGGAAAAGAAUCAUCUGUAUUCGACCACCAGGCUGCAGCACCUCGGCGCCAUCAUCAACACCACCAGUUGCCAGGUCUCCCUGUCUCCAGAGCGGUUGGCAAGCAUCAGAAGCCAGGUGUUGCAGGCUCUCAUUGGCCCGCCCUUUGAACCUCUCGAAUCGGCCAACCUCAAACAUCUUACAUUUAAGACAGCCUUUUUGAUUGCGAUCACGCCGGCACGGCGAAUUUCUGAAUUGGCAGCACUGUCAAUUCGCGAAGACUUAUGCUUGAUACAACCUGAUAGAAUUGAAAUAAAAGUAUCUUAUCUGGAAUUUUCCCUUUUAAUGAAAAUCUUUCCUUUAUUUCUUUCAGAUAUAAAACCUUCCAAUAUUCUUCUGGAUAGAAAUGGAAAUAUUAAACUCUGUGAUUUUGGCAUUAGUGGACAACUUGUAGACUCCAUUGCCAAAACCAGAGAUGCUGGAUGCCGGCCAUAUAUGGCACCAGAGAGGAUAGAUCCUAGUGCAUCCAGGCAAGGAUAUGAUGUCCGUUCUGAUGUCUGGAGUUUAGGGAUUACAUUGUAUGAGUUAGCCACAGGACGGUUUCCUUAUCCUAAGUGGAAUAGUGUAUUUGAUCAGCUGACACAAGUGGUCAAAGGAGACCCACCACAACUGAGCAACUCAGAGGAACGGGAGUUCUCCCAAAGUUUUAUCAACUUUGUCAACUUGUGCCUUACAAAGGAUGAAUCCAAAAGGCCAAAGUAUAAGGAGCUUCUGAAACAUCCCUUCAUUCUAAUGUAUGAGGAACGAACAGUGGAUGUUGCAUGCUAUGUUUGUAAAAUCCUGGAUCAAAUGCCAACAACUCCCAGCUCACCAAUGUAUGUUGAUUGAUACUGCUGCUAUAUCAAAACUCUAGAGCAAAUGCUGAGAGAAAGCAAGAUGUACAGAAUCUUCACCCCAUAUUGCAGUGUUUUAAUGCUCGCCCAGACACCAUGUGCAAUAAUGUUGGUGUUACUCCUCCAUUCUGUCUGUAUAUCAUUGUCACUUACCAAGUGGAUCCAUGUAAUACCCGAACUCACAGUGUUAGUGUCAAGUCAAAGAGAGACUUUGUUUUGCUCUUUUUGUGGACAUGUACAUAAAAUGUGGAAAUAAGUAACAUUUUAUUUGUUGACCAUGAUUGGAUAGCACCUAAAAGUUAAGUUCUAAACUCAGAAACUUCUCAGCAGCUACUGGAGGGAUUUUAUUCUCAAAUUCUUCCAACUGCUACAAAUAAUUUAAAGGAAAGGAAGUUAGUUGUUGGUCUGUCUGUUUCGAAAUAUAAAAACAAUACUGCUUGGGAGACAAUAACUUGUGCAGCCAAAUGGAGCUACUUUUACCUUCUGGAGCUAGCAAAGGCAAACGGGGGAUAAUAUAUAAAUAUAUAUAUAUAUAAAUAUAUUUUUCUUCACAAAGUGCAAUAGAUUGAGUUGAAAUUCUGUUGCUUUUCAGCCACAGUGUAUAUUUUUUAAAACAGUGUGACUCAGCAGAACUUCAUAAUGUUGGGGGAGGAAAGAGUGAUCAUGUAAAAUGGAUUAUUUCUUUACCAAAAACAUUCAGUGCGUUGAAAGAGCUAACAAUUCAACUUAUAAGGGAGAAAGAGUAAUGUAUUCUUUCACUUUCCAUGGAAACCAGUCUUCAGCAGAAUUAGGUAUCCUACAAACUGUUAACCAAUGAGAUAAAAUUUUGAACUGAGGAAUUAUUAAACUAUUCAGUGGAAUUUAACUGGCUUGUGAUCCCUGAUUUCUAACUAUAACCUGGUGAUUAGUUGGCUAACUUUCACAUUUGGAAAGGACACUGGAUGACCUGCAGUUGUGAAUAGCUGUAUUUACCUUAUUAAAGAACUCCAGGUGUGAUUUGGAUCUCUGCUUCCUAUCUGAUAUCAAGUAUCAAAGCAGAUAAGCUUCCUUCCUCCCUUUCAGUUAGAUAACUUAUACUUCCAAAAUCACAACAAAAUGGUGCUAAUUAAUUUGAUGUACUUUGGAUGAUGAAUUUGAUUUCCACUAUACCAUUCUGAAAAUGGAAUUCAGUUUUUUAUAAUGGCUUAUUGAUAUAUAUAUAUAUUAUGGAGAAAAUUGCUGAGUCAACAUCUGAUGGCACAUAAUCAAUAUUUGUAAUGUAAGGGAAUUAAUGUGUUAAAUUCUUCAAAGGACAGAAUACAGAACAAGGAAUUUUAAUAUUGUCAAUCCAAGAAAAAAAGCCAUAUAAAAUUAAACUGGUUUUAAUUUCUUCAGCUAUAUUUGAUGAAAUACUCAUUUCUAACUGACAGUGGAAAAGAAGUGACCCUUGUAAGACACAACACAAUGGAAACAAGAUCUUAUUGCUUUAGCCAUUUAACUCUUAUAUUUCUAGUUUACCAACUGGUUAAUAAACUUUCAAGACAUGAAACAAUCAGUCUAAACAGGAACCUUUGCCCCUGCAAGAACAUAUGGAAUCACAAAUGAGAUAUUGUUUGAAUUGAAUUUGGUCUUUAAUAAUGCAAUGAUUCUUCUUUUUAGUCCUUUCAGGCAAAAGAAGUACAGAGCCUCCCAGCCUUACGUAUCAGUUUUCUGUUGGCUCUUCCUUGUCUUUGCCCCCCCCCCAAAAAAAAGAAUAAUUGUUAUAGAGCCCCAUUUCCCAAUUCUAUUAUUUGUUUAUAUAAGCAGAAUAUUUCCAUGCAGUUGAUCAGAAAAUGGAGGUAGCUUCCAACGCAGGCUCAGUGCGAUGGAAGUUCUAGCAUAUUAAUCAUAGAUUGUUAUAAUAUACUAUUAAGGGUGCAGCAUUUAUAUUACAGUGUAUGUUUAUAAAGAUGUAUAGUGUUCAGAAGCUGUGAAAAUAGUGUAAGAACUGUACAUUGUGAGCUCUGGUUAAUUUUCUUCUUCUUGUACUAUAGCAAAAAAUGUAUAAAAGUUUAUUGAUAAGCUGAUGUGCAGGGAUAUUGCCUAAUCGUCUGUAAGUAAAAUGGAGUUUCACAACAUGAUGGCUUUUAAGAGCUUCCAACUAUUUUAUCUUUUCCUGAAUUGACUUCCUGUUCUAUUUAAGAUAUUCUACAUGGAAUCAAAGUGUUUAAUGUAAUAGUUCUAUUUUUUUUCGCCUGCAGGUCAGUUGUAAUAAAUCAAGGAUGCAACGUAGACCUUGUUAAUUUUUGUUAUAAGGUCAGGUAUGCAAUGGGGAAAUCAAUAAAUGCCACCUUUCUCUGG
This is a messenger RNA of Thamnophis sirtalis, 5074 nucleotides long. Lineage: Eukaryota; Metazoa; Chordata; Lepidosauria; Squamata; Natricidae. The record is from RefSeq and is a predicted model, not a curated record.